AUGCUUAUUACAAAAUUGCCAAAAAAUGUACCAUUUGAGGAACUGAAGAGAUUGAUUGCCAUCGAAUGCGAUGAUAAUUUUAAGAAUAUAAAGCUCUUACACAACGGGAAAAUUCUUACCAAUACAAUGACACCGGCGACUACAUUCAAAGAUACAGAUGACGUCAAUGACUUAAAAUGUCACAUCAAGGAUCCUUCGAAAACAACCAAAAUAAAGUUGGGCUCAAGGAAGUUAAUGCUAACAGAGAAAGAGAGGGUCGAUGUGUACGUAUACAAGACUGAAAGAGAAUACGAAGAUGGUGAACCAGACUUAUUAUCCGUAUUUUUGACCAGCAAAUCUGGCGUCGAAGUUAACCGCGUCGUUGAAAUUAACUGGAUGUCAAAAGAUCGAAAUAAACCCUUUUUGGGUGGAUACAAAAGUAAACUGGAUGAGAGGGUGUUUCACAACGCUUCUGCCCAAACGCUACCGAAGCCCAUUCGCAAGCCGGCAGUCCCCAUGUUCUCCAGAGAGGUGCAGACCUACCAGAUGAAGCACGCUACACAGGAGACUCUUCAUGAUUCCUCAACAGCAAUGACAAAAGUUGGAUUUUAUUACAGCAACGCAACUGAUAAAUUGAUUUUGCCGUUGCGAUACGAAACCGCCGAUGAUUAUGAACAACGAAUUCUCCGACAGGUAACUUGUUCUGUUUAUGCCUUCUGGUUUUUGUUCUUUCAUCUGGAAUUUCUACUAUGA
Dibothriocephalus latus is the source of this 732-nucleotide messenger RNA. Lineage: Eukaryota; Metazoa; Platyhelminthes; Cestoda; Diphyllobothriidea; Diphyllobothriidae. The record is from the annotation of a GenBank genome assembly.